This is a messenger RNA of Phragmites australis (common reed), 3047 nucleotides long. RefSeq names its product pathogenesis-related homeodomain protein-like. Gene Ontology annotation, biological process: chromatin organization; regulation of DNA-templated transcription. The transcript has 13 exons. Gene Ontology annotation, cellular component: nucleus. Gene Ontology annotation, molecular function: DNA binding; chromatin binding. Lineage: Eukaryota; Viridiplantae; Streptophyta; Magnoliopsida; Poales; Poaceae. Bases 369 to 2663 code for a protein of 764 amino acids. The record is from RefSeq and is a predicted model, not a curated record.
GACGCGUCAUUCCUGCCUCUCCCGUCUGCUCCGCUUCCUUUCCGUGUUGUCUUUAAUCGGCAGCAGCACCGCCUCCGCCUGCUCCCCCGCCGCCUCCGCUCGCGCCGCAGCCAUGCCCUAGCGCCGUCCCCCGUGCUCCCCGGUCUUCUUCUCCGCCGCGAGCUCCGGCGGGUGGCUCUUGCGCCGCCGUGGCCGGCUGCGCUUCCCGCAUCUGGGCGGGCCGGUGGUCACGCCCCGCGUCCUCGGCCUCCUCGCGCUCUGCCGCCCCGUCGGCGGUGCCAUUGUACGGGGCGCUUGAAGCUGCGCUGAUUCGUCCUCGAGGGGAUUGAUCAGGCUGCAAUCCCCUGUGAUAAGCUCUGUUGCUAGCGAUGCAUUCUUCAGAAAAUAAACCAGUAUGCUCCAACUCUCGAAGAUCAUCGCAACAGAGGAAAGAAAUCGCUUCUGAGUUGGUUCCUGUAUCAAAAAGACCAAGUCGACGCAAUGCUUCCCGCAAAUAUGAACCUGAGUCUCCUUUCAAGAAAUCGCCGAGAAAAGUUAGGAAUGCUACUCUGGCGAAAUGCAUAAAGAAUAAAUAUCAUUGUAGUACCUUGAAACGACGCAGGGGUUCAGAUUCUGUUACUGGGAAAACUGUAAUGGGACCAAUGGCGAGGAGGAAGCAGAAAAGGAAAAGGCAAAAUACUGAUGAGGCAACUCGCUUGGAAAGAAGAGCAAGAUAUUUACUGAUCAAAAUAAAGUCGGAGCAGAAUUUAAUAGAUGCAUACUCUGGAGAUGGAUGGAAUGGGCAAAGCCGAGAGAAAAUAAAGCCAGAGAAGGAGCUACAGCGUGCUAAGAAACAGAUCAUAAAAUGCAAAAUUGCUAUCCGUGAUGUAAUUCGCCAACUUGAUUUGCAUAGUUCCAGUGGGUGCAUCAGUGACUCGGUGAUGCCUCCAGAUGAAUCUGUCAAUCCUGAACAUGUACGUGUAUCGACCAUAUGUUCAACAUGCAAGUCUCAUGAAUCAUCUCCCAGCAAUGAAAUUAUCUUCUGCGGAGGGGCCUGCAAAAGGGCAUAUCACCAGAAAUGUUUGGAUCCUCCUUUCGACAAAAUUGCUCUUCUGACCAGUAGCCAUGGAUGGCUUUGCAAAUUCUGUUUGUGCAAGGUGAAAAUUUUAGAAGCUAUUAAUGCACAUCUAGGAACGAUCUUUACAGUGAAGUGUCCCUCUGAUGAUAUUUUCAAGGAAGCAACUGAACAAAUAGACUCUAAGGAUGGACUAGGUGAAGAUUGGCUUUCUGAGUAUUCAGGUGAUGAGGACUAUGAUCCUGAAGAAAAUGAGGUCAGCAGCAGCAUUGACAGUGGGGAAAAAAUUAUGUCAGAUGGUUCCAAUGGUUCAGGAAGUCCACUUUAUUCUCCAAACGAUGAUAUUCCGGACUUCAUAUCAGCAGAUUUCAAUGAUGCUGAAGGAUUCUGUCAUGUCAAUUUAGACUUGGGCAUUGAUUCCGGUGAAGAUGAUUUUGCACAGAUCCUUACCUACCAAAGACCAAGAAGAGAUGUUGAUUAUAGAAGACUCAAUGAGGAAAUGUUUGGAAAACUUGUCGAGAAUGAAGAGCAGAGUGAGGAUGAAGAUUGGGGCCAUAACAGAAGAAAGAAAAGAAGGGUGAAGUCUUCUGUUGUUGGGGCUAAUUCUGUUGAGGGUUCCCCAAAUGCCAUGUCAGUUGAAAAAGUACAAAAGCAGAGGAGAAAACUUUUCAGGAUUCCCCCUGCGGCAGCUGAAGUGCUUCGCAAAGUUUUUGCUGAUAAUGAGCUUCCACCCCGGGCUGUCAAAGAAGAUCUUUCAAAAGAAUUGGGCAUUUCGUUUGAAAAGAUCGACAAAUGGUUCAAAAACACAAGGUGUGCUGCCAUCAAAUAUCGCAAGGCUGAAGGGAACAGUCAUAAUACUGUCCCCAGCAAAAGAUCAAGAACAAGUGUAGAAAAAGCUGGAAUCUCAGGCAAGGAUGAAGGGAACAGUCAUAUUACUGGUCCCAGCAAAAGUUCAAGAACAACUGAAGAAAAAGUUGGUGUCUCGGGCAAGGUUGAUUUAGUAGACAAUUCAUACUUUGUUCCCUUGUCUGAAAUCAUUAAUGUGCCUGCACGUUUGCAAAGAAAUCUUGAGAAGAGGAAGACAGAAUCAACUAGCAGUCCUCUGAGGAGGCUAGACAACAAAGGAGCUUGCUUGUCUCCAACUGGCCAAGUAAAGGAGAGUACGUCACCUACAAGCAAGUCUUGUUUGCACGAGAGUACAUCACCUACAAGCAAGUCUUGUUUGCAGACAGAUUUAAGCCAUCCAACAAACAAUGAAGUCAGCGCGGAAGAGCAAGCUGCUUCUUGGAUGGACACUGGGGCGUUAACAUGUUUGCAAGGGAAUACAUCACCUAUAAGUAAGUCUUGUUUGAAGACAGAUGUAAGUCAUCCAACAAACGAUGACAUCAACGCUGAAGCACAAACUGCUUCUUGGAUGGACACUGGGGCCUCAGAUUAUCAGCCUUUCUUGGAUGUGAUCGAUGAGAUGUGCGGCCUUGAGUAUAGGCUGCACAGGUUAAAGGAGGACAUGCUUUCAUCAGCAGGAGACGGCAAUGCUCAUAGUGAGACUAACUUGCAAGGCCAAGCCGUGGUGCUUGUACCAGCUGCUGAGCUCAAGGAAAAAGCAUAGCGUAACAUCUAAAUGCAAAUGCAUACUUCAUCUGGGCAUCACAUAGGUUUUUAUACAGCAGAAAAAUUGUAUAGAGAAAAGAAAAAGGUUCUAGCACUGGCUGACCUACUGUCUGGUGGUCUUUCUUGGGCCUCAACGAUUCUGGUACUGCAUAUCACAUGAAACUGUCUUUGGAAUUAGUAUACAAGCUAGUUUGUACUGGACUAUGAGACAGCUAUUCUUUUGGAUACAUUUAGAUUCAGACGUUUCGGAUUAGAGUUUUGCUUAUUAGCAAAGUUGUAACCACCGAAUCCAAAUUUGAACUGCGACUGCGGGCAAAGUCCGUUGAUGACUCUGAAAUGAUUGUAUCACUCUCAAAUCUCAACUGCUGAUUUAAUUUUCUUC